ACCCUUCGGAAAGCGAGAGCGAGGAGGAAGGAGAAAAAAAAAAGCCCCCCCAGUGCAAGGGAGAGAGAGAGCGAGCGAGGGAGGGGAAAGGAAAAAAAAAAAAAGGAGAGGGGGAAGCGGGGGGUGGGGGGAGAAAAAGGAGGAAGCGGUGCCGGGCUGCAAGCGAGCGCGGAGCGGCAGCCCCGGCGCAGAGCAAGGUGCCGCCGCUGCCCCAGCUGUCGAGGGCGGAGAGGCGCCGGCGAAAUCCCGGUCACAGCGGCUCCAGCCCGGCAGCGCGGCGGUUCCCUCCCGGCGCUUGGGCUCCCGGGUGUAUGUGUGCGCCUGGCCAUGUCGUAUCCUCAGGGUUACUUGUACCAGCCGUCAGCGUCCUUGGCUCUCUAUUCAUGCCCGGCGUACAGCACCAGCGUGAUCUCCGGACCCAGGACCGAUGAACUAGGGAGAUCUUCUUCGGGCUCCGCUUUUUCCCCUUAUGCCGGAUCUACCGCCUUUACCGCCCCUUCACCGGGUUACAACUCCCACCUCCAGUACGGCACCGACCCGGCCGCUGCUGCCGCCGCCGCCUUCACUUCCUACGUGGGCUCGCCCUACGACCACACGCCAGGCAUGGCCGGCUCCCUGGGGUACCAUCCGUACGCGGCGCCGCUUGGCUCCUACCCUUACGGGGAUCCCGCUUACCGCAAGAACGCGACGCGGGACGCCACGGCUACCCUCAAGGCCUGGCUCAACGAGCACCGGAAAAACCCCUACCCCACCAAGGGCGAGAAGAUCAUGCUGGCUAUCAUCACCAAAAUGACCCUCACCCAGGUCUCCACCUGGUUCGCCAACGCACGGCGGAGGCUCAAAAAGGAGAACAAAAUGACCUGGACCCCUCGGAACCGCAGCGAGGACGAGGAGGAAGAGGAGAAUAUCGACCUGGAGAAGAACGACGAGGACGAGCCCCAGAAACUAGAGGACAAGGGGGACCCAGGGACGCCAGACACAGGAGCGGCAGAUCCCAAAGCAGCGCCGGGCUGCGAGCGCCUCCAGGAGUCCCCCGGCCCUCGGGAGGCCGAGGGCGGCCUCAGCGACUCAGAUUGCAAAGAGCCGGCGGAGGAGCGGCUCGACGGGCCGCCCGCCCCCUCCAAGGCGCCCGGUGCUUCACCACUAGGGCCGUGCCCGGUGAGUCGCGGGCCGCCACCGGCGGGCGGCGAGGAGCCCCCGCCGUACUGCCCGCCCUCCGCCACCUCCGGGCCGCCGCACGCCGCUGACCUCCACCCGCUGCUGCCCGCCGGCGCCUCCGUCAUCCACUCGCCUCAGCAGGCGGCCCUCGCCAAGCCCAAGCUCUGGUCCCUGGCCGAGAUCGCCACCUCGGCGGACAAGGCGAAGGAGAAUGGUGGUGAGCCGGUUCCCCCCGGCCCCGCCGUGCUGUGCGGCGGCGGUCCCUCGCGCUCUCCGCCGCGGCCGCGCUCGCCGGCAGCGCAGUGCCCGUUCCCCAAUGGGGCGGUCCUGCCGCGGCCGCUCUACUACACGGCUCCCUUCUACCCCGGUUACACGAACUACGGCUCUUUCGGGGCCCUGCACGGGCACCCUGCCGGCGGCCCAGCAGCUGCUGCCCCCGGCGCCCAUUUCAAUGGAUUAAACCAGACUGUCCUCAGCAGAGCAGAGAGCCUAGCUAAAGACACUAAAAUGAUCAGGAGCCAGUCCCAGGUAGACCUUUGCAAAGACUCACCUUACGAACUGAAGAAAGGUAUGUCCAACAUUUAAUAUCGGCUUCUUCUCCUUACCCCCUCCUGGGACUGCGGUUUUGUUGUUUUUUUUUUUUUUCUUUUUUUUAUUUAUUGAGAGAAAUAAUAAAUUGCUUUGGCAGUUAUUUUUCCACUACCAAAAGAAAACAAACAGAAAAAGACCAGCUCCCCCUUUCCCUUCCUCCCAGCACCCCUCCAAAAGUUUAUAGAUUUUAUUGAAAAUGGCUGGGUGGAAACUGCCCAGAAAUGUCUUAACCAAGUGAAAAUCAAGAGAGUGACAUGCUCUCUCACACACACAAAGAAGAAAGAUUUGUAUUAAAUCUUAUUCUGUAUAUUUAAUGUAGCUUUCUUUUUUAUUAUUUAAAUUGAUAAUACAGUAUCUUUGAAGUAAAUUAUGAAAUCAAAACACCUGUACAGGCAUUUAUGUUGUUUUCGUAAUAUAAAUAUAUACAUUUCUGUGUCUUUUUCCGAAUUGUUUCAUAGUUUAAAAAUAUAUAUAUACAAGUUUAA
Molecule: messenger RNA, 2234 nt
Organism: Pezoporus flaviventris
Lineage: Eukaryota; Metazoa; Chordata; Aves; Psittaciformes; Psittacidae
Gene: IRX5
Product: iroquois homeobox 5
Exons: 3
Coding region: 328-1743 (471 amino acids)
Biological process (GO): regulation of transcription by RNA polymerase II; cell development; neuron differentiation
Cellular component (GO): nucleus
Molecular function (GO): DNA-binding transcription factor activity, RNA polymerase II-specific; RNA polymerase II cis-regulatory region sequence-specific DNA binding
Source: RefSeq, a predicted model, not a curated record